AUGGCCGCUGCUGUCGCGCCGGGGGGCAGUGUCAGUGAGACAGAAACUCCGAGGAAAGACGGGCGAACCACUUGCCGAGGAAGAACUGCUGCAACCGAAGGCGAAGCUGUGCCCAGGAUGACAAGAAACCUGACGCACAAGGAGUCAGAAGCCUCCAGUGACUCGGUUUCUGAUAAUGUGAAGAGCAUUGCAGCAGAGGAGCGGCCCAGACAGACCACUCGAAAGAGGUGGGGGAAGAACAACCCUCUGACGCUCGAGUGUGCGGACGCGGUGGUGAAUGGUCAACACGAGGGAGAGAGCAUGAAGGAGAGCGAAUGCAGGAGGUGUGUUUUCUCCUCAAUCAUCACAUUUUUUCUUUCACUUGCGUUCCUCGCUUGCUUGGCAAUUCCACUCGUGGCUGUUUUUGCCCCCGAUAGUUUGUCAGCGCUUCCCGGUGCGCUGAAGACCGUCGAAAAGCUCCCCGCUUCGCUUUCUUUGUUCGUUGGUUCCUUCUCUGAAAAGCCGGCGCUUCUUGCCUGGUCAUCUGGCACCGAACGCGGUGAGAAACAACCGGAGAACCGCGCUCAGCCGUCUGAGGAAGGCCUGUCUGGUAGCGCGAGGAGAGAUUCCUGGAAGAAGCCAGAAGACACACGCGGAGGAAACACCACAGAAGUGAAGGGCGACACAGGGCCUCAGUCUGCGUCUAGUGAGAAAAACACGCCGCAGAAGAAAAUGGCGCCGCUUGCAGCUCUCCAGUACGAUAUCAUCAAGCGCGGCACAGGCCCCACUUUGCAGAGAGGACAAGCUGCGACAGUCCAUGCGACAGGCAGUGUUCUCAGACCGGAUGGAACCAGCCAGAAGUUCUGGUCCACCAAGGACCCUGGCCAGCAGCCCUUCACGUGGAAAGCCGGACUCGGGCAAGUCAUUGCUGGCUGGGACCAGGGUGUCCUCGGCAUGACCGUUGGCGAAACGCGCCACAUCAGCAUCCCUGCAAGCAUGGGCUACGGCGCGAGCGGCUUCCCAGCAUGGGGGAUUCCCCCGAACGCCGAUCUCCAAUUUGAGAUUGAGUUGCUGCGCCUGCAGUAA
Messenger RNA from Besnoitia besnoiti, 1065 nucleotides. RefSeq names its product putative peptidyl-prolyl isomerase FKBP12. Gene Ontology annotation, molecular function: peptidyl-prolyl cis-trans isomerase activity. The transcript has 3 exons. The coding region runs from base 1 to 1065 and encodes 354 amino acids. The record is from RefSeq and is a predicted model, not a curated record. Lineage: Eukaryota; Apicomplexa; Conoidasida; Eucoccidiorida; Sarcocystidae.